CAUGACAGGGGCUGGAUCAACACCACAGCCAGCAGGCUGGCGCUCAGGAUCAAGGUGCUUCAUGAUCAGGUCUCGGGCGCCUACUCCUUCGGUGACGGUUGGACUGCCGAGAAGAUGCCUCUGCCUCGCGUGAUGGGGGAUGCGGUGGUGCUGCCCAACGGCAAAGUUGUGGUGCUCAACGGAGCGGUGAAAGGGCUGGCGGGCGACAGCGCUUCGGGCGGUGUUGCCAAGGCCAACGAGCCCAACCUGUGGCCCGUACUGUACGACCCUGAUGCACCUUCUGGAAGCCGCAUGCGGCUCAUGGCUCGUUCCAUGAUCCCGCGGCUCUACCACUCGACUGCGGCACUUACAACGGACGGCUCCGUGCUCGUGGCGGGAUGCGACCGAUGUGACAGGUACUGGUGGACCACCCCGGGCGGCAUCUCCAAGUCACCUACCAUGUUCGCCGAGUACCGCAUCGAGGUGUUCCGGCCGCCAUGCUGGUUUAACGUCACUGCGAAGCCACAAAUCAUUUCCAUGGAUGCCGCCACGUGGGAUGAGUACGACAGCGUCAACGUAAUGCAGUACGGGGAGCCUUUUGUGCUGCAGUACAGCAUGUUUUACGCAACCGACUCGGUGACAUCUGCAGUGCUGGUUUCCCCUGGUUCAACAACCCACUCGACCAACAUGAACCAGAGAGUG
Volvox carteri f. nagariensis is the source of this 681-nucleotide messenger RNA. RefSeq lists its product as uncharacterized. NCBI's taxonomy places the organism in Eukaryota, Viridiplantae, Chlorophyta, Chlorophyceae, Chlamydomonadales, Volvocaceae. The record is from RefSeq and is a predicted model, not a curated record. The transcript is spliced from 4 exons. The annotation marks the transcript as partial.